Molecule: messenger RNA, 3392 nt
Organism: Molossus molossus (Pallas's mastiff bat)
Lineage: Eukaryota; Metazoa; Chordata; Mammalia; Chiroptera; Molossidae
Gene: RNF144B
Product: ring finger protein 144B
Exons: 12
Coding region: 805-1716 (303 amino acids)
Biological process (GO): positive regulation of proteasomal ubiquitin-dependent protein catabolic process; ubiquitin-dependent protein catabolic process; protein polyubiquitination
Cellular component (GO): cytoplasm; ubiquitin ligase complex; mitochondrial membrane
Molecular function (GO): zinc ion binding; ubiquitin conjugating enzyme binding; ubiquitin protein ligase activity
Source: RefSeq, a predicted model, not a curated record
CUGUGGCUGCAGACAGUAGAGACCACACCCCAAAGUCAGGUGUACGUCCACAGUGCAGACUGGAAAAGAGGUGGAGGAGAACCAGUUCAGCAUUGUUCGCAGUCCGCUCAUCUGCCACCUCUGGACGACGAAGCAGUCUGGGGAGAUCAAGAAAAUAAGGAUUAGAGGACAAUAUUUAGAGAGUGGCAAAAUCCUAAGACGUCCCCAAGAUUCUGCCCCGUGGUAUAUACCCCUGUAAAUUCCUUCCUAUUGAGUGUGGCUAGAGCCUGUGAAGAUGAUGGAAUAAGUUACUCCCGUGACAACAAUACAUGGUAUAAGACUGGAGAGAGUCACCUGCUGGUGUUGAAGAGGCAAGCUGCUGUGUUGUUAGAGGACCACGUGACUAGGACCCUAGAGCAGCUACUAAAUUUGUGGUGUCAUGCCUAGAAAUUACCUUCAACUCAAAUGAUGAAGCCUGGCAUACUGUGACAUCUGGAUCUGAAGAAAGUGGAGAGAGUGAAAACCAAAGGGCUGGUUUCCCAACUUCGCAUGGUGAAGCCUCCAGCUUCUGUGAUGGUGCCUGGAAGGCGGAGGGAAAGUAUAGGUUGAGAUGGAGAAAUAAUCGACUUUCUUGAAGAAUACCUUGAUCUCUUGUUAGGUGAAACAGCAGGACUUAUCUAUUCACAACAGUUUCCCUCGGAUGGGCUCAGAGCUGUGGUGGACGUUUGUGGUGUGGGAUGAUCUGGCCCUUGUCAUUUCUCAUCUUCCCCACUCAGGAAGCGUUUACAGGGGAUUGAGGCAACUAAAGAGGCUGAAGACAGUCUGAUGGGCUCGGUUGGUAGGCUGCAUUAUCUCACCAUGACUGCCGAAAAUCCAGCGCCUGGAGACCUGGCUCUGGCUCCUCUUGUCACUUGCAAACUCUGCCUGUGUGAACAGUCUUUGGACAAGAUGACCACACUUCAGGAAUGCCAGUGCAUCUUUUGCACAGCUUGCCUGAAACAGUACAUGCAGCUGGCGAUCCGAGACGGAUGUGGGUCUCCCAUCACUUGCCCUGACAUGGUGUGCCUAAACCACGGGACCCUGCAGGAAGCGGAGAUCGCCUGCUUGGUACCCGUGGAUCAGUUUCAGCUUUAUCAGCGGUUAAAAUUUGAACGAGAAGUUCACCUGGACCCCUACCGAACGUGGUGUCCCGUCGCAGACUGCCAGACAGUGUGCCCCGUUGCCUCGGGCGACCCAGGACAGCCCGUGCUGGUGGAGUGCCCUUCUUGCCACCUGAAGUUCUGCUCGUGCUGCAAGGACGCGUGGCAUGCCGAGGCCUCCUGCAGAGACAGCCAGCCUAUCGCCGUGCCAACGGAGCACGGGGCCCUCUUUGGGGCAGAUGCAGACGCCCCCAUCAAGCAGUGCCCAGUUUGCCGGGUGUAUAUCGAACGCAAUGAAGGCUGUGCCCAGAUGAUGUGCAAGAACUGCAAGCACACGUUUUGCUGGUACUGUCUCCAGAACCUGGACAACGACAUUUUCCUCAGACAUUACGACAAAGGGCCAUGUAGGAACAAGCUCGGCCAUUCAAGGGCCUCAGUGAUAUGGAACCGGACACAGGUGGUUGGGAUUCUUGUGGGGUUGGGCAUCAUUGCCUUGGUGACUUCACCCUUGCUGCUUCUGGCUUCCCCGUGUAUCAUCUGCUGUGUCUGCAAGUCCUGUCGGGGCAAGAAGAAAAAGCACGACCCGUCCACAACCUAAAGAUCCCUGCUUGUGUCUGCGUGCCACACACACGAGACAGCACAGCGACAAAGCCCACUUAGUGAACUCGCCUCCUUUUUCUUGCCAAAUUUUGGAAGUGCCUCUGUGUCCAGACUUUGAACUUGCCUGCCCGCCUGUGGCAUCAGCAAAGGCCAAGCACUGGUGUGUGUACUCCUGAGUAAAGAGCAUCGGGUUCUGCAGUCCAGCCUGUGUCUGUGGAGCACAUCAGAAGCUUCGGGUUCUUGGGAAGGAACUAACCCAGCCGUAUCAUCUGCAGGAUCCCACGGGACUGUUCAACUUCCAGCCACAUUCAAGGAGCCUGAGUGGACAUUCAGUAUAAUAAAGGUGUUGUCAUGGUUGGCAACACGCAUGAUAAUUGAGAAGCAGGGUCUGUGCUGUGUUGAUUUGGCUACCAUGGGAGAGGUGGGGGAAACCCCGUGGAUAAGGCUAUUUCAGGGAGCAUUCUUGUCAGACUGAUAAAGCAGGCUGCUUAUCUCGGGAGUCGAUAUGGUGGCUCCACCUCUGCCAGCUACUGGGUGUGCUUGCCCAGCGUUCCCACGGGGACCGGGCAGAGGCACAAUAGGUUUCUCCUCGUGUGAUCUCAGCUUCAAGCAGGAGAAACUGCUGUGCAGAGGAAGUUGUCCCUUCCCAGUAAAAGGGUUUCAACAUAUAAAACAAUAUGGUCUAAUUUAGUCUCUCUGCCUUGGCAAGUGUAACUUUUUUAAGCUGAUAAACUCUUCUCGUGCAGCCAAUAGCUGCUGUCGGCAAACUUGUUUUACAUGAAGUAUUUGGGUGGAGCGGCAGAGGUUCAGACCUUCGUCAUAGAUAGCAGGGCCCCUUCUUGAGCUCUGUUCAUACACCCCCAAGAUUUAGAAUUAGACCUAAAAGUACACGUGAAGAGUGAGUAUUGAAGUCCAUAUGUACAUCUAGAACCCAUGUAUCUCGCUGCCUACCUAGAAAUACUAUCCACUGGGCAUGCCUGGAUAGACACACAAAAUAACAGUGUAUUACACACACUAGUGCAACACACAAAAGAAAUGUCUAUGUAAAAGCCAUUCUCUAUUUCCUCCUGUGACUAAUCUUGUUUAUUAUAAAUCAACCUAAACAUUUUUUUGCAUAUUGUAUAUAUAAAUUUUGGUUGCAAGUUCUUAACUUACGCAAGUAUAGACUCAUAAACAUAACUCUUUUAAAACAAUACUUAGUAAGACAUCAUGCCAUCUCAGUUUGUAAAAGUACUGAUCGAUAAUCAUGUUAUUUAUGUUUUUUUGUUGUUGUUUUAGCGAGAGGAAGGGAGAGAGAGUGAGAGAAACAUUGAAAUGAGAGAGAAACAUCAAUCAGUUGCCUCUUGUAUAAGUCCCAACUGGGGGCCAAACCCACAACCUCGGUAUGUGCUCUGAGCAGCACUCGAACCUGAGACCUCAUGGUGUACGGGACAGCGCUCCAACCAGCUGAGCCACUCGGCCAGGUUAUUUCCAUAUUUUCAAACAGAGUUCAGAGCAGCUGUCUUCUCAGCAGUUCAGUAUCUGUCAGGGCAGCCAGAAUACUUUUCUGCAUGUACAAGGCACUGAUGGAACAAAAUUACAUAAGAAAUAAAAUGAACCCUGGCCGGUUCUGCUCAGCCGUUAGAGCAUUGACCUGUGGACCAAAGGGUCACAGGUUCUAUUCCAGUCAAAGGC